This is a messenger RNA of Candidula unifasciata, 2001 nucleotides long. The record is from the annotation of a GenBank genome assembly. Lineage: Eukaryota; Metazoa; Mollusca; Gastropoda; Stylommatophora; Geomitridae.
GCUAAAGCAGACACUAUUGAUGCCCUAGAGAAGUACCGAGGACGUUGCGAACCAACAUUUUUAUUCUUUGCUGGUGGAAUUCUGACCAGUUACAUUCAUGGAGCUGAUGCACCCAAGGUUCAGAAGGUCAUAACAGAGCAGUUAGCCUCAGAACACAAAAUCUUAGAAGGAACGGGGGAGAGAAAAGAGGUCAAGGACCCUGUAAUAACCCGAGAACAGGAGAAGAUGAUUGAAAGACUCGCUGAAGAGGAGGCUUUGAGACUAGCUGAAGAGCCUGUUGGAUACACAGUUGCCUUCAUCAAGCCUGAUGCUGUAGCUGCAAACAAGGUCGAUGACAUAAUUGCUGAGAUAAAAGAAAACAACAUAACAGUUCUGGCAGAACAAGAAAGGGACAUCACUCAGGAGGAAGCCAUGGUCAUCUACUCCAGUCUUCACGAUGAGCCCUACUACGAUGAUCUCAUUAGAUUUAUCACCAGUGGGCCAUCACAUCUGAUGUUAUUAACAGUUGGGGAAUCAGGAGUUACUUCCGUCAAGGACUGGAAGGAAUUACUGGGACCCAGCAAUGUGGAGCAAGCUAAAGAAGAGGCACCAUCCAGUCUGAGAGCUAAGUACGGAGAUAAAGGCUUCAUGAACGCACUUCAUGGAUCUGCAACUAAAGAUGCUGCAGUCAGAGAACGACAACUCUUCUUUCCCAAUUACCAGUUGCCCACAUACCAGAAGAAGAAAGAAAACAUUCAGUGGACUUUAGCUAUCAUUAGACCUGAGGUGUAUGCCACCAAGAAAGAUGCCAUCGUACAGAAGAUUAAGGAUGCAGGCUUUAAGAUCAUCAUGCUCAAGGAGGUGCAGAUGACCAAGGACCAGGCGGCCGAUUUCUACAAGGACCAUGAACAUUAUGCCUACUUUGACUCCCUAGUGGAAAUCAUGUCAAGUGGGCCGUUUCUCGUACUGACCCUGUCCAAGGAUGAAGCUAUCAAAGCCUGGAAGAAUACAAUAGGUCCAUCAAACAUUGAUGAGGCCAUGGAAAAAGCUCCACAAAGUUUGCGUGCCCAAUUUCAGGGCGCGAGCGGCAUGAACCAGGUUCAUGGCUCAGACAGCGAGGAAACAGCAAAGGAUGAAAUAGCUUACUUCUUCCCCAUGGAGCAGACAGUUGCUGUAAUUAAACCACAUGCUAUGGAAUUCAAAGAUGAAAUUCUUGCCAGGAUUAAUGAAUCUGGCUUUAAGAUAGCAGCACAGAAGGAGACCACAAUUGGCCCAAUUGAAGUGGAAGUCCUCUACACAGAUAAACGGGAUAAAGCUUUCUAUGAUGAGCUGGUCAACUCUAUGACAAGUGGUCCUGCACUGUUCAUGGUGCUCUCGAGAGAAGGAGCGGUGAAAGGCUGGAGGCUUGAGAUGGGAGAUGUUGAUCCUGAAGUUGCCAAAAGCACGGACCCUGAUUCGCUGCGGGCGCUGUAUGGCACAAGCCUUCUGCUUAAUGCAGUUCAUGGCAGUUCCAGCCUUGAACGAGCCAAGGAGGAGAUGCAAAUAAUCUUUGGGGAUCUGAAGUUCAGUGAAGAUGGCACAGUUAAAGGUGCACAGCCGGACCUGGAUGCAACAGCUCUCGAACCCGAAGUUUCAGGGGAAAGAAAUGACAGAACACAGAAUGAAGCCUCGGACAGGAAGUCUCAAGAUGGCAAAGAUGAUGAUGAUGAUGCUCAGGAUGAAGCAGCAAAAAAUACACAGGAGCAUUAUGGGCAAGAGGAUGAUGGGGAGACAGGCAGAGCACGUGAUGCUGAUGAUAGGACAGACAAUAACAGCGCAGACCAUAGACAAAGGGGACGUAAAUCUCAAGGUUCAGACCAUAAUUCUGUCAAUGGGGAACAGGAGGACCAAGAAAGAGGCUACCAUGGUGAUGCUGAUGAUAAUAUCAACUCAGAACAGCGGAAGGUCACAGAGGAAGAAGCCGAAGCUGAAGCAGCUGAUGACAUAGAACAAUCUGAAGGGGCUCCUGAAGGAGGGGAAUAA